AUGCCAAGCCUGGCCAUUUUUAAGACCACCCUCCAAUCUGCCCUUCUCAAUGGCAGCUCCAAUGUAAUAGCUCAAGGGAUAACGUCGUACAGACAUGGGGGAACAUCCCUGGUAUCCCGUAUGAAAACCACGCAAGGCAGCGAGAGCAGAAUGCUAACCCGGGUUGCUUGUGCGGCAUUUUUCAACGCCGUGGUUGAAUUUUGCCACCAAAUGAAACAGACGAGGUUCACUCUUGACUACAUUGAAUCGAUCCGCUUCAUGAUAUGCACGCUUAUCACAACGCCUUUCAUGGUCCUCUGGCAGAACCAUCUCGAAAUCGCAUAUCCAGCAUCUCCUGACCACAACGCAGUUAUGCCUCCCGCAUCGAUGGCAGGCAAAGGUGAAAAUGCCUCUAACAUGGCUAGCCACGAGAUAGCACGGUGCGGGGCCAAAACCAAGCAACUGGAGCGGGAAGAAUCACAAAACUCCAACUCCAAAAAGAAUACCCGGAAUGCCGUUCUUAAGAUUGUGAUAGACCAGACUGUUGGCGCAGCAUGGAGUUCGGCUUUAUUUAUUGUAACCAUCUCUGCCUUGAAUGGCCAGGAUGUCAAAACUAUUCAACAAUCAUUAUAUAAGGAUUUCGUCCCAAUCAUCAUGGCUGGUCUGAAGCUUUGGCCAAUGGUUUCCGUGCUUAACUUCACUAUGAUUUCCCCAGAGAAGAGAGUUCUGACAGGGAGCCUGUUUGGGAUGAUCUGGGGUAUAUAUCUUAGCUUAAGAUCUGAGGUUUGAUGCCUGUGUUUCCCCCCUCCACCGUUCCGCUUAGUUGCAUUCUCCAUCUACACGGCACGAUUUCUCGGUUUUUUACGGACGAAGAUAGAAAAUCACUGCUUUAUUUCGCUCGUUUUCAAUUCUUUGGUUCCUCCGAUACCAUCCCGGUUGUCCUUUUUGGGUAUAUUUCCUAGGUUUUAACGAAAAAUCGCAGAGUGAGGGCAGAGCUAACUGGUUGGUUUACGGCCUUCAAUGUUGAAUUGUCCAGGUAAUUAGUCCUGGCCUUAUUUUUUUUACUUUUUCUAAAAUUCGAAUGAAUUAAGCAGCAACUGGCGGAGCACAGCAUAAAUGCUGCUCCAUUACGAUUAUUUUCGGGUAUUUACAGGAUUCUACUAUUUCGCUUUUGAGCAGCUGAACCUGACUCUGGGCCACAUUGUUUGGGCCGAGAGGUUGACUCUUUUGGGUAUUUAUUUGCUUAUACGCAUCGAAGAGUAUGAAAAUGCAUGCACACCCAUUAUGGAUAGACUCAAGGCUAUGCUACUUCCCCGGAACUAUUAUCUCUUUUCAAUUGGAGGCCCCCAACCUUCUCACAUAACGGGAACUUCGUAUCGUGCAACGCAAACAUGUCUUUCUACUUAUUUUUUUCUCUUUACAUCCCCAACGCCAUGAUUUUCCUCGUUACAAGAAUGAAAUAAGUGUGGCUGAACUUUAUGAAUCACGAGUGGUCAAUCCGCAUAACUUUUACUCUUCCUCAAUGGAUUGGUACUUGCAACCUGCGUAACUUGCGUAACCCACUGAUACACUGGGUAUCAAAACCUCACCCUCCAUUGAUACCCCACUUUCCGCAGAUGCCGAAUUUCCCAUGCAACGGCUUCUAUUUAUAAAUCCUCCAGCCCCACUGAAAACGAAACCCAGCCACAGGGCCAAGGCUAGUGGCUGCAAGGUGUACGGUUUCCGUUGUUCUUCCGGCCAGAAUGAGUAGUUUAAACACCUAAACGAAUCAAAAGUUGAUAAGCCACAAGGAUCGCCGGCGUAGCCGGCUGUAUGCAUUGGGUCCUGGGGCCAUGUGGGGCGAAGAGAUCGCCGACUAUCGCGAAAGGCGGAUCAUUCUCCGUGUUGAAUAAUUCCACGUUAGCAUAUCAGAUUGGUUUCCCAUGACAUGCUUCCCCUGAAGAAAAGAAUGCCGAAACUAUGAAGGCAGCCAGCAGAACUGAAAGUAUGAAAGCGGCAACAUCCCCGUCCUUAUUCAGCCAUCACAGCCCCUGCUUUCAGCUGAAAAUUACACAGCUGUUUUGUUCUCUGUGGCCGAGUGAUGAGGUAAUACUCUGCUUCUCGGCUUUGGAUGACUUUUGACGAUAGGUUUGUUUUGUUUCGUAUGAGAUCUGUUCGUUUACGCAUCGUAUCCAACCCACUUAGGGUUGCAGUUCGGUUGAAUCACUCUUUGUGAUUCCGUCCUUGGUAUCGAUAUGAGAAAUAUCUGAUAUUCCUCUGGAACCUAGGUAGUGAGCUUGGCCCAGGACCUCCAGGGUUUGAAACCAAACAAGAGGUGCUCAAAGAAUCAAUACAUCAUCGGAUAUAUAGCAUACUCCUCGGCCUCGUUAUGUGUAUAGAUAGAUAUCUCCCCGUAUCGAUAAGGCGUUUUCGGUUUAUGCCAGCUCCGGCUAACUCAUAAGACCGGCUAUCGUUCGUUUAUUUCUUCUUUUAUGAUUUAGCAACGCGGUCAACGGACGGUAACGUGGACAACUAGACACAACGUCAUCUUGUUUUUCUAAGCUAAAACUCAUCACGGAUACGAGGAAUAUAGGGCCGUGCUUCAUGCCUAGCAAACACGAUCUGCACGAAUACGGCCUGUCAGGGCAAUCAGGUAGAUCAGCCG
Messenger RNA from Histoplasma capsulatum G186AR, 2623 nucleotides. RefSeq lists its product as uncharacterized. The transcript has 3 exons. The record is from RefSeq and is a predicted model, not a curated record. The coding region runs from base 1 to 768 and encodes 255 amino acids. Gene Ontology annotation, cellular component: membrane; cytoplasm. NCBI's taxonomy places the organism in Eukaryota, Fungi, Ascomycota, Eurotiomycetes, Onygenales, Ajellomycetaceae.